UCUUUCAAAUUUGGACGUUAUUCGUAAGUCGACGGCUGUACGCCCCUUCCCGGGAGAUAGACAACCAGUACCCAAUCGCACACAUCACAUAGUAGCUGCCAUUGAAGGCUUCUUUCGCUCGCUUGCGCUUGUGGGCGAGAAUGAGUUACAAGACACGCUUAGUUUGUUGACACUCUGGUUCAAAUUCGGUGCUCAAUCGGACAUCACUAUUGCCAUGGUCAACGGAUUCAAAACCGUUACUUGUGAUAUGUGGCUCGAUGUCGUUCCCCAGAUUAUUGCCAGGAUUCAAACGCCUAAUCCCAGUGUGAGGAGUGCUCUCACUCGUCUGCAUACAGACAUCGGUUUAGAGCACCCGCAAGCUCUUAUCUUUCCUUUGACUGUUGGCGCUAAAUCUCCUAGUCUCCCGCAACAAAGGGCAGCUUUGGAAAUAUUAAAUCAAAUGUAACUCUCAUAGCCGGACCCUCUUGGAACAGGGCAAGCUUGUGGCGCGAGAACUGAGUCGCAUCGCUAUUAACUGGGGGGAAUUAUGGUAUGAAGCACUGCAAAAA
Molecule: messenger RNA, 548 nt
Organism: Ramaria rubella
Lineage: Eukaryota; Fungi; Basidiomycota; Agaricomycetes; Gomphales; Gomphaceae
Source: the annotation of a GenBank genome assembly